GCCACCUUAUCCCAGAGUCACAUCAGAGCAGGCACCCAGAGACAAGGGGGUGGUCUGCUUCCCCACAACAGGACCAUAGGCUCCUGAGGUCCCUAUUCCUUCCCUACAGCCACAGAAAAUUUCCUGGGCGGACAGUCACAGGCAGUGCUGGGAGCAGCAGCAGCAGCAGCCAGCAGCCCAGCUGGAGGCAAGAGGCAGCAGCAGCAACAGCAACAGCAGCAGCAGCAGAAGCAGAAGCAGAAGCAACAGCAGCAGCAGCUCACUGGUUAGGGAGGAGGGGCAGGCCCCUCCCGGCCACGUCUCAACUGGUGCCCCCUCCUCCUUCUGCCUGGCCAUUUGAGUUGUCCAGCUUUCGGCCACCCUGGUCACCGGAGCUACAGGGUGGGCUAAAAAUAACCUGGGGACCAGCCAUCACCCAGGGAGCAGGUGCCGGCUGAGGAAGCAGGAUCCCGGGGACCCUGUGUGGAGGACCAAGCCAAGGCAGGCAGAGCACUCCCGGUCCUCUCUCAAGCCCCACCCAGGCUAGCGUCCCUCCUCCCUGUUAACCCCUCUCGCCUCCUCUCCCGGGCCUGCGGAGGAGGUCACUCGUGCUGGAGGAAACCCUGCCACCAGCCUCAGGAUGGGCAGCUGCGGCAGGAAGGUCCUUUGGGCUCUGAGCUUCCUGCUGCUACUGGGUGCCAGCUCUGCCCAGGGCACCUGGGGGGCAUUGCUGCCUGCCAGGCUGGCCGAGAAGUUCCGAGCUGAAGAGGUUGCACCCACGGGACCCCGGCAGCCCCGCGCAGACCGCUGCCCACCGCCCCCACGGACACUGCCCCCAGGGGCCUGCCAGGCCACGCGCUGCCAGGCUGACUCCGAGUGCCCACGACACAGGCGCUGCUGUUACAAUGGCUGUGCCUAUGCCUGCCUGGAGGCUGUGCCACCUCCGCCAGUUCUAGACUGGCUGGUGCAGCCCAAACCCCGAUGGCUUGGUGGCAACGGCUGGCUGCUGGAUGGUCCUGAGGAAGUGCUACAAGCAGAGGCAUGCAGCACCACUGAGGACGGGGCAGAGCCACUGCUGUGUCCCUCAGGCUAUGAGUGCCACAUCCUGCGCCCGGGGGACGCGGCCCAGGGCAUACCCAACCGUGGGCAGUGUGUUAAGCAGCGGCGACAAGCGGAGGGGCGGGUCCCGAGGCAGAGGCUUCACAAGGAAUACCCAGAAGGUGACUCCAAGAACGUGGCAGAACCUGGGAAGGGGCAACAGAGGCGCUUUCAAUAAAGUGAAGAUCUGAAGAUCGGCAGGUAAGUGCAGCCUUUGCCGGACCUUUCCUCUGAGUUCCACAUGCUAAGCCUUGGAAACAGCAAAAGAAUUCGACCCUAGACAUGACACCUGGUUCCACAGAACAGUAUUCCAGAGCUCCUGGGAAAUGGGACUCCAGACCCCCCACCCCACCCCAGUGUGGCCCAGCCUGGCGCAGUGACUUGUUGGAAGUCCCUGCCCAGCUCUGGGUCCCUGCUCAGCACCCUGAUCAAGUGAAGCUGAAGCUUCUAAGCGACUUUUGCAGAUUUUGGCCGUGGCAGGCACUUAUCUAUCCCAAUUGUUCCCAAAAUAAAUCUGCCCACCACGUCACAGAGAGGAACUCCUUUA
Messenger RNA from Meriones unguiculatus (Mongolian gerbil), 1624 nucleotides. RefSeq names its product WAP four-disulfide core domain 1 (gene Wfdc1). The transcript is spliced from 7 exons. The coding region runs from base 620 to 1255 and encodes 211 amino acids. Gene Ontology annotation, molecular function: peptidase inhibitor activity. Gene Ontology annotation, cellular component: extracellular region. Lineage: Eukaryota; Metazoa; Chordata; Mammalia; Rodentia; Muridae. The record is from RefSeq and is a predicted model, not a curated record. Gene Ontology annotation, biological process: regulation of cell growth.